[Torrubiella] hemipterigena is the source of this 2368-nucleotide messenger RNA. Lineage: Eukaryota; Fungi; Ascomycota; Sordariomycetes; Hypocreales; Clavicipitaceae. The record is from the annotation of a GenBank genome assembly.
CCACGCAUCAACACGGUUCACGGUCAAGGCGAAUAUAUGAAAUGACAAUCAACGCCACAUAGCACCAUAGCACCCGAUCACAAAGAGUUGUACGCUACCAUGGCGGAGCCAGAGGAAUCGACAAAUGCCCAGUUUCUGGCAUGGGUUAAAGAAUGGCUCGACGUUGCUCGAGAGCGCAACUCUAAAGGCGUCACAACAUACAAGAAUGCCUACGACUCUCUGAAGGCGUGUCCCAUGACAUUUGAACAUCCUAGCGAACUUCAACAGCUGCGAGGAUUUGGGCCGAAACUGUGCGAAAGACUGGAAGAAAAACUGAAAAAGCACUGCGAAGAGAAUGGACUAUCUAUGCCAGAACAUCCCCAAGUACGGCGCGCACGCAAUGCGCCAGAGGCUACAGCAGAAGACUCGAGCAAACCAAAACGAAAGCCGCGCCAGCCCAAGUCAUACGUUCCGACAUAUCGUUCUGGAGCAUUUGCAUUGAUAGUUGGACUUUCCUGCUUGCCAGAAGACUCGUUGAAUGGCAUGACAAAGGCAGAACUUAUUGAGGCAGCUCAACCAAACUGCGAUUCAUCGUUCACCGCACCGAGUGACCCAACAAAAUUUUAUACUGCUUGGAGCUCAAUGAAAACUUUGUUGCAAAAGGAAUUGAUUUAUGAACAUGGUCGCCCACUUAGACGAUAUGCCUUAACAGACGAAGGCUGGGAUGUUGCAAAACGUAUCAAAGACACAACAGAAAAGUCUGGCCGAUCUAUUAGCGCAGCCAAUAUGCCAGCGUUACCAACUACAGGAGGCGAUGGAAGCAGUUUCGCCGCUGAAGAACAGACCAGCAACAGGGUUGAUGUCGUCGCAGAUGGUGAAGCAGUUACAGAUCCGGACGGUCUUCCUCAGUUUACACCAAUAGUAAUACCGCCAGGAGAAUUCACUGUGGAAUUAUUAUUAGACGUGCGAGAGGUCCGUGCGAAAAAGGAUAGGGACUAUAUGCAAGAGGAAUUAUCAAAACAAGGCGUCGAUCCCAUCAUGCGGAGUCUCGAAGUUGGAGAUGCUCAGUGGGUAGCUCGGUGCAAGAACCCAACCUAUCUCGCAGAUCACGGAGCAGAGGGAGAGGAGGUUGUGUUAGACUGGAUCGUGGAGCGAAAACGACUCGACGAUCUGAUUGGGAGUAUCAAAGAUGGCCGCUUCCAUGAGCAAAAAUUUCGUCUCAAACGAUCUGGUAUUCAAAACGUCAUAUAUAUCAUUGAAGAAAUCACAAUGGACUCCGCCACACACUCUCGAUAUGAGGAGUCUGUUCAAACUGCCAUAGCCUCGACUCAGGUUGUCAACGGCUAUUUCGUUAAGCGAACGCUAAAGAUGGAUGACACCAUCAAGUAUCUCACACGAAUUACAAAGAUGCUGAAACGAAAGUAUGAAGGUCAAUCGCUACAUGUUAUUCCAACAAGUGUGCUUACCGCCCAAAACUACAUACCAUUGUUGGAGCAUUUGAGAGAGCAUAAACCAACUAUUAGUCAUUAUGUGACUUAUCCCGCAUUUUCUUCCUUGGCCUCAAAGUCAGAGACAAUGACACUUCGGGAUGUGUUUUUGAAGAUGCUUAUGACGACCAGAGGGCUCACGGGAGAGCGAGCUCUGGAGAUACAAAGGAAGUGGAAGACACCACAUGGCUUUAUUAAAGCUUACCAAGAAUGUGGCUCUGGUGAACAGGGCAAGAAACGCAAAAUUGAUCUCGUAUCUGGCGAGCUUGGCCAUUUGGUUGGCAGAAAGAAGUUCACCAAGAGUCUUAGUCAGAAGAUCGCAGAGAUAUGGGGCGAUGUUUGAGAGGAAUAUUUUGAGCCACUACUUUGUGUGCUGCUCGACAAUACGCUGGAUCAUCUUCUCCAGCAAGGGGAUGGAAGCCUGACCAUCGCUUCCACCGAGAAUGCUGAUGAGAGACUUCUCGGCAUACUUAGCCAUCAUAUCAACUUCGAUAUUAACAAGCUCACCAGCCUUCUUUUGGGCCACGACAACCUUAUCCUGGGUAUACACAAUCAUCAUAAUCUCCCACCACCCCUCGGCAUCGUUCACCUGUGUAAUGGUCAAGCUGGUACCGUCGAUGGCAAUGAAGCCCUUGUGGACAAUGUAUUUCAAAAAUUCGGGCUUUUGGGGCUUGAAUCGGAAAGUCAAAGCAUUGCCAUCUGGUUGGACUGAGAGGAUCUCAGCUGUGGUAUCAACAUGUCCUUGAACAAUGUGACCACCCAUGCGAGUAUCAGCGCGAAUAGCACGCUCCAGGUUCACACGGCCAGAUUCAACCAAAGUACCAAGGUUGGUAACUCGCAGUGUUUCUGGGGCUACGCCAACAGUAAACUCGGUGGCUGUGAAGGAGGUGACAGUAAGGCAG